Messenger RNA from Rubroshorea leprosula, 506 nucleotides. Lineage: Eukaryota; Viridiplantae; Streptophyta; Magnoliopsida; Malvales; Dipterocarpaceae. The record is from the annotation of a GenBank genome assembly.
UUUGUUGGAGAAUUUGUCGUUGACCGUCAUUGCUAAAUAGAGUGAUACGACUUGUGGCAUGUAGUUUCUUGCACGUCAAAUGGUUGUUUGCCAAAAGGACCGUCCUCAUUUCUCACAAGUGACAUGCUAGUCAGCUUUCAUAUCAUUUUCAUUGUUGACUCAUCAACUCACAUCACUUGCACAAACCAACAAAUGGUCAUUAAUAAACCCAUGAAUCCAACCUCAUCGGGAUUAUUUGGGAUAAACUAUAAGAGUAGUGGUUUCGUAGACAUGGAUGGAUGAAUGUUGCCCAAAGGUAUUUGCACCAGCCAAGCUUAGAGCUAGCGAUGUUACCCGACUUCACCAGAAAGGGCUGGAUGGUAAAGACGUGGAAAUGGACUUGAUUCCAAAAUCGUAUCAUUUGAUGCUAACUAGAAGCUUGAAAUCUUGUUAAAAACCAACCAAAAAUGUUAUUUUAGUCUCCAUGAGUAAGUUGUAACUGUAUUUAAUACAAAAGUGGUUGCACA